This is a messenger RNA of Eubalaena glacialis (North Atlantic right whale), 1476 nucleotides long. Its product is annotated as serine/threonine-protein kinase 26-like. The record is from RefSeq and is a predicted model, not a curated record. Lineage: Eukaryota; Metazoa; Chordata; Mammalia; Artiodactyla; Balaenidae. Gene Ontology annotation, molecular function: ATP binding; protein kinase activity. Gene Ontology annotation, biological process: protein phosphorylation.
GAGCCAGUCAGAGCCCAAGGCGCCACCGCCGCCGAAGCCGCGCGGAGCAGCUUUCGCCUUCAUGGCCCACUCACCGGUGGCGGUCCAAGUGCCCGGGAUGCCCGAUCCAGAAGAACUGUUCACAAAAUUAGAACGCAUUGGAAAAGGCUCCUUUGGAGAAGUUUUCAAAGGUAUUGAUAACCGUACCCAGCAAGUGGUUGCUAUUAAAAUCAUAGACCUCGAGGAAGCCGAAGAUGAAAUUGAAGACAUUCAGCAAGAAAUAACUGUUUUGAGUCAGUGUGACAGCUCAUAUGUAACAAAAUACUAUGGAUCAUAUUUAAAGGGUUCAAAAUUAUGGAUAAUAAUGGAAUACCUGGGUGGCGGUUCAGCACUGGAUCCUGCCAAUGUCUUGCUCUCAGAACAAGGAGAUGUGAAACUUGCUGACUUUGGAGUUGCUGGCCAAGUGACAGAUACACAAAUUAAAAGAAAUACCUUUGUGGGAACACCAUUUUGGAUGGCUCCUGAAGUUAUCCAGCAGUCAGCUUAUGACUCAAAAGCUGACAUUUGGUCACUGGGAAUUACUGCUAUUGAACUAGCCAAGGGAGAGCCACCUAACUCCGAUAUGCAUCCUAUGAGAGUUCUGUUUCUUAUUCCAAAAAACAAUCCUCCAACUCUUGUCGGAGACUUUACUAAAUCCUUUAAGGAGUUUAUUGAUGCUUGCCUGAACAAAGAUCCAUCAUUUCGUCCUACAGCUAAAGAACUUCUGAAACAUAAAUUCAUUGUAAAAAAUUCAAAGAAGACUUCUUAUCUGACUGAACUGAUAGAUCGAUUUAAGAGAUGGAAGGCAGAAGGACACAGUGAUGACGAAUCUGAUUCUGAGGGCUCUGAUUCGGAAUCCACCAGCAGGGAAAAUAACACUCAUCCUGAAUGGAGCUUUACCACUGUGCGAAAGAAGCCUGAUCCAAAGAAACUACAGAAUGGGGCAGAGCAAGAUCUUGUACAAACCCUGAGCUGUUUGUCUAUGAUAAUCACACCUGCGUUUGCUGAACUUAAACAGCAGGAUGAGAAUAAUGCUAGCAGGAAUCAGGCAAUCGAAGAACUGGAGAAAAGUAUUGCUGUAGCUGAAGCUGCCUGUCCUGGCAUCACAGAUAAAAUGGUGAAGAAAUUAACUGAAAAAUUUCAAAAGUGUUCAGCAGAUGAAUCCCCCUAAGAAACUUCUUGUUAGUGGCUUCUAUUUCAUAUGGACCCAGAGAAACCCACCAAAGCUACUUCAAGUUUAACAAUGCUUAACUCAUGAGCUCCACGUGCCUUUUGGAUCUUUGCGACAUUGAAGAUUUGGAAGAAGCUAUUCAACUAUUUUGUGAUGGUGGUUAUCAUUUUAUAUUUUAAAGAGAUUAUUUUGUAAGGAAUAACUUUUAAUACUAUAGUUUCACCUGUAUUCUAGUAAAUGUUGAGAUACAGUUUUGCUUUUAGGUAUCAUUAUUACUUAAGUUACUA